AUGGCAGAUACAGGUCUUCGCAUGAAUUUUGCUGCAUUGAAAAGGGCGGACCCAUAUGCAAAAGAAAUAAUAGAUAGUGCGACGCACGUCGCACUUUACACUUUUGAAGAAAACGAAUGGGAAAAAACCAACAUUGAAGGUGCUUUGUUUGUGUACUCCAGAAAUGGAGAGCCUUACCAUAGUUUAGUAAUUAUGAACAGGUUGAAUACUAGUAAUUUAGUUGAGCCUGUAUCAAAAGGUAUUGAACUGCAGUUAAAAGAACCAUUUCUUUUGUAUAGAAAUGCGAAGUGUCGUAUUUAUGGAAUAUGGUUUUAUGAUAAAGAGGAAUGUGUAAGGGUAGCAACAAAACUGAAUUCCUUGGUUAAAGAUUCUAUGAAGGGACCGAAUGAAAUUCCGCAACCAACAGCAUACAGUGCACCACCACCCGCAAGUGCUCCUGUUGACAUUUUUACUAUGCUCAGUAAAGCGCAAGAUGACUUCAAUUCAAAUAAGGGUGUGGUUUCGAAUAAACCUGAUUCAACAGUUCCUAGACCACCUGACAUGACAUCACAAAGUGUAAUGGAUUUCUUUGCCAAGGCUGGAAGUGGAGCAGCUGUACAAAUGCCUUCUGUGUCAUCCCUUCCAUCUCCUGGUAUAUUUGGGCCACGGCCAAAUGAUGCUAGAGAGACACCUAUGUUGCUGCAGCGGCUGAUGAGCAACCCUGCUCAUUCAGUUGAACAUAUUGAAAAACAACAAAGGUCUGUUACACCACAAGAAGGACAUACAAUGAAUGGCAACAAUUCUAUAGAUCCAAUGAUGAGUCAGACUGGAUUUCAGUUAAAGUCAACACCAAUGGAUAAACAAAACCAGCUUAGGACACCAAAAUUAAAAAAAUUGCAGCAUAUUGAGGGUGAUAUUAAUGGUCCUAACCCCCUGGAGAGUGAAUUGAACUUAAUGAAUAUAUCAUCUCCAAAGCCUUCAUCCCCUCUAGCAACAUAUUUGACCCAAUCAGAAAUUGUUCAUGUAACCCCUUACAAUAGUGGUAAAUUAGAGGAUUUAGGGAUGACUCCUAUAAUGAAUCCUUUUCCUAAUCAGCCCAAGCCUGCAUUGAUGCCACCAACAAUGUUUACUGCUACUACAAGCUGUGAAGUUCAAUCUUCACCAGAACAUUUAACAAGGAAUCAACUUCUUCAGGCUUUUAAUUAUUUACUUAAACAUGACUCUGACUUUGUAAAUAAGUUACAUGAAGCUUAUGUAAAAUCUUUUUCAGAAAAAGCCUUUUCAGUUUCAUAA
Molecule: messenger RNA, 1272 nt
Organism: Pieris macdunnoughi
Lineage: Eukaryota; Metazoa; Arthropoda; Insecta; Lepidoptera; Pieridae
Source: the annotation of a GenBank genome assembly